UGUAAGCAGAUUUUUAAGGAUGAUUCUCUUUUAAUAGUAUAGAUUUUUUUUUCUUUUGUUAUCAACAAUUCACAUAUGCAUACUAUUAGGUUUGAACUUUAAACCACUAGAUCGAAAUUCCGAUGAAUGAAUAAAGUUCUUUCAAUGCGACUAAUUUGAAAAUUCUUUUGUUUAUGAUAUCAGAAUUUUUGUAGUACGCCAAAACUUUGUAAUUUUUGUUUAUAAAUUGUAAAAUUCUUUAAUAGGAAAUGUUCGAGGGCAGAGUGGACAAGCAACAAAAAGGACCAUUAUCUGUAGCAUUUCCAGGAGAGGUAGCCGGUCUUUACCAAGCGUGGACGAAAAACGGCCGCCGUGUCCAGUGGAAACAGCUGGUCGAGCCGUCUAAUAAACUUGCUCGAGACGGUUUCGUGGUUGGUCCGCAUCUCGCCUUCGCGUUAUCCACCUACGAGGAAAAGAUCAGGAAUGAUACUGGUUUAAAGAGUGUUUUCGUUAUCGGAGACAAACUGUUGACGAAAGGUGAUACAUGGAAGAACAUCGAACUCGCUGAGACCUUGGAAAAGGUGGCGCAGAACGGGAUGAAAGCGUUUUACCAAGAUGAUGUAGCGAAAAAUCUUGUAAAUGAUCUGAUGAAUGCUGGAGGGAACAUGACGUUGGAAGAUUUGAGGAACUAUAAAGUUAAUGUGACCGAUGCAAUGGUUGUAAAUGAUGUUAUGGGGUUUAAACUACAAGGAAUGUGGCCUCCGUCUAGGCGUCUAGUGGAACGCCCGGUUUUGCAAUGGUGAGAAUGAUGACUCAUUUUUCGAUACAUAAAUGGUGUUCAAUGUGAAUAAUAUAUUUCAUGUUUUGAUGUUGGAAACAAACAGGUUAUGAAUAUAUUGGAGCAAUACAAAGAUAUAUAUGAUAUUGAUAAGA
This is a messenger RNA of Brassica napus (rape), 912 nucleotides long. Its product is annotated as glutathione hydrolase 3-like. The coding region runs from base 249 to 782 and encodes 177 amino acids. Gene Ontology annotation, biological process: glutathione catabolic process. Gene Ontology annotation, cellular component: plasma membrane. NCBI's taxonomy places the organism in Eukaryota, Viridiplantae, Streptophyta, Magnoliopsida, Brassicales, Brassicaceae. Gene Ontology annotation, molecular function: glutathione gamma-glutamate hydrolase. The transcript has a single exon. The record is from RefSeq and is a predicted model, not a curated record.